GGCCCGCCCCCUCAGCACACAGCUUAAGCCAGUGGUGAGGCUGCUUUCCUGCAUGGAGGCGUUGCUUUCAGGCUUAGCCGCCUGGUUGCCUAGGGAACCGUGCAGCAGAGACAGGCGGAUUGGGGAAAAGAAAGCGUUUCCAGGUCAGCUCAGUCAUGGAGAGAGCAGCAGAGAGACAAAGAGCAGACAGAGAGGUGGUGGUGGACGACAAAGGCUUGGUGGAAAAGCAGUGGGAGGAGGCAGAGGUGCUGGCUCUCAUAUCAGUGUGGGACGAGGUGGGUGCUCAGCACGUAUCCGAAAGCAGGAGCACGUACGAGCUGAUCUCAGAGCGUCUGAGGAGGCUCAGCAUUGUGCGCAAAUGGUGGGAGUGUCAGGCCCAGUGCAGGAGCCUGGGGCUCCAGAGCAGGAAGUGUGACGCAGCAGCAACAAAAUACAGCCCAGGAGGAGGAGAAGAAGAGGAGGACAGGCUGGAGGAGGGCUGGGAGGAAGACGAGGAUGAGGGGACUCAGAGAGGGAGCUACCCUUCCUCAGUCUCUAACCCCACGGAGGCAGGUAAAUGAGAAGUGCAACCCAGACUCAGAUCAGCUAAUCAGGGGGUGGGCGCUGAGACCCAAUAAGUAUGUUUUGUCUCAUUUAUCAAUUUUUUCAGCAUUUAUAUCCAAAGAUUUAUUACUAAUUUAUAUUAUGCACUCAGUUUUAGGAGUUUCAGUCUAAUGAAGGUUGAGAGAAAAGCACUUGUGCAGGUACUUUGCCCUUAACUUGCAGUUCCGCCACUUUUGCAUGAGACCAAUCUCACUAAAAAUGAGUGGCAAUUUUUUAAACUUCAAAGGUUUCUGUAUAUUCAAAAACUUAAAAUAUGAACAAUUUUUUAAUUUAAGAAGAUAUAGGAUGUUUAGUGAGGGAGCUGCAUGAUGAAAUGCUUCUCACAGCAGAUCAGAAACUUAGGUUACUUUACGAUGAGGAUGUCUUUUUGUGUUCAUGUUAAAGAAGCUUUUAGUGGAGUUUGUACCAUUUAGAUAUGACUCUUUAUCUCAACUCAAACAAUAUAAGCCAGAUAAACUGACAUCAGUGAAUAUUUCUGCUCGUCCUCAGAUGUUUGAUGAUGACUCAAAUGGUUCAAAUAGUCACACUGUAAUUGAUGCAAAUGUUGCUGCUUUCCUCUAAAAGAAAUGUUUGAUAUUUUGAGUUUUGCCUAAAGCAUUUUAGCAAAAACAUUGAGGAGGAGAAAAUUAACAGGCAUUUUUGACACGGAAGUUUGCAGUAGAAAAUUUUUACUUAAAAUACAUUUCCAAUAAAUGAUGAAUUCAUAUCAAUACUUCCAACAAGCUGCUUUGUUUUUGAAGGCCACCGGACUCAAAUCCACAGACCUUCCCCUUACAAUCCCAGUGUGACAGAGGAGGGAGGCCGCCACUGGACUGAUGACGAGGUUCGAGCCUUGCUGUGUGUCUGGGCCGACCGCCGGGUCAGAGAACGCCUGAAGAGCACGUUACGCAACAAAUGCAUCUUCCAGGAAAUGUCCUAUCAGAUGCAGAGGAACUUUGGUGUGGUGCGAAACUGGAAACAAUGUCGGACUAAAUACAAGAACCUAAAGUAUGACUACAAGACGGCAAAAAGCGCUCAUGCUGCUGCAGAAAACGGCUCAGGAGGGCCUGGGAAGUACAUGAAGUUCUUUGAUGAGGUGGACGCCAUCCUGCUGGACCGCGGGCUGGAGGACGGGAUGGUGGAGAUGCAGAAGAGGCUGUAUGAUGGAGAAUUGGUGCCACAGAGACUGCCGACUCCAGGAUCAGAGAGUGAGGUUGUCAUUGAAAUCGAUGAUGGUAAGUUUUCAGUCUGCAGGACUUUCAGUAGUUUUUCUUUCUAGACUGACAGAAAAAUUAAGUUUUAUUCUGCUUCUUUUUGUUUAGACAGUAAUGAUUGUGACAUAAACGGAGAUGGAGAAGCAAAGUGGAAAAGAACGGGUAUGCAACACCAUUAACUACAAGUGUAAUGAUGCAUGGAUCAGUGCAUCUCAGCUGACAACAAUCUGUUAUAAAUGCCUAAAUGUAACAUGAAAACAUCCUUUACUAUCAUAGUUUUUAUGCGAAACGGUUUUAUGGUUUGAGGGCCACAUAAAUCUCUUGUCUUGGGCGCAAUCCAAACUAUUCAGUGAAAUGUGUGGAGGAAGAAAAAAGACCCACAGAACAGACUUCCAACAAAAAUCUAUAUUCCAAAAUUUUACAAUAAUUUCUAUUUGAUUAAAGCCACAAGCCUUGGUCAAGAUCUAAGGUCCCAAUAAGAAGAAGUGUGAACUGCGUUUUGUGUGAAGACGACCAUUGUGUACCAUUGUGUUCUGCAAGGUGGAGUUAUUAUGCAGAUAACGACCGUCUCUUUUACCAAACCCCUCAGCUAGCUGGCUACCUGCAUGCUAACUGAGCACAGCCUGUUUGCCGAGCUUGUGACAUCUGUCUCUACUGUUUACUUAUCUUGAGGAGUGAGGAGUCUUUGCUCUCACACUAGCUCUCAGCAAGGUUAAUUUACCUUAUAGGUAUAUCAUCAUUAAAUUUAAAUGCGUGAUCUUGAUGAGGGAGAAAAGUCUGAAAAGUUGCUGUUUCGCCUCUUGCAGCCUAAUCAGGGCCUGAGUCCAAUAAUAGAUUUUUUUUUUUUUUUUGUGCUGUUAAAGUUACAUUUUUUAAUUUUCAGUGAACUAACACACCUAUAUAAAACUCGAUUACAAAGAGUGUAGUGCUUUCACUUCUGGUUGUAGCAGUAGGUCUGUAAGGCAACUUUAAAGGGAAAAUCUGUCAGCAGCAACUCUGGACUGGAAAAUGUUACUUUGGUUAGUUGAAAGGUGAUCAGGUACUGAGCUGCACCUAUAAACGCUGUAUUAUAAACAGUAUGAUUUUCUCUCUAGUGCAGUAGUCUGGAUCAAACAGAAGAUGUUUGAAAAGGCUUAUAGACAGCUGUUAUGAUUGCAAAAUUUUCAAUUGAACCCCUCAGUGAUCUGGCAAAUUGGAUUGGUUACCUGGGAUCAGAUUCUGCUUUGCAAUUGUUCUUGGCAAAGCUGAUAUUGAGGGUCCCGCCCCUUCUUGAUUAUGAUUGGUAAAGACAGAGAAGGGACACUGGUGAGCAUGGCAAUGCUCUGAAAGUUGAAAUAUUUUUAGUGUGUGUAACAAAACAACCAAAUAACAAACUAAAGAAAACACAGCUAACAUUGUGUUCAGGGUGUUGAGUGACGCUGCCAAUGCAAAAAAUGCUUUUAGUGGACACAGGCCCUUACAUGAGAAAAUAGUAUGAACUAUUGGAUUGUUCUUCAUUAUAACAGGGAAUGCAAUUCUGUAAUCAUGCUGGUUCAAAGUCAAAUUUUCUAGCUGACACAAAACUUUUGUUUGUCACUCAUAAAUCCAAAUAUCCAAAAUCUGUUUAUAUAACUUCUAUACUAAACAGAGUAUUAUUGACCUUAAGUUCGGCUGUAUUUGACUGAAUCAAAAUGGUGUAAAGUCACAAGUUUAAACCCAGCCUUACAUCAAACAGGUAAAAUGUUCACACACUGAAUGAGACAUGUUGCAUUUUAUAUAAAAGUUUUACAUAUUUGUUGCAAUAAACUCAGACUUUGUUUCAAUAUAAAUGUUUGUUUUUGUGAAAACGACUUUCUAAUCGAUUGUUCAGCCUCACUGUUCUACUUGUAUCCUCUUAUCUGAUCUGUAUAACUUUUAUAUCCUGGUUCAUCUUUCACCCUUUAGAUCACCCCGAUCACUUCCACGUGGUCACCGUGCCAGAUGCGGGCCGAAACUGGAGUGAACAGGAGGUCCGAGCUCUGGUUCAAGUCUGGUCCGACGAGCGUGUGUGCCGGCAGCUGGAGAGCUCAACCAGAAAGAGAGACAUCUUCGUCCAGAUCUCCAACAGACUGAUGCAGCAGGGCAUCGAUCGUGACUGGAAGCAGUGUCACACAAAGUACAAAAACCUCAAGUACCUCUACCGCUCGCUCCAGAGAGGGAUGACCGAAGAAACUGACCCCAGGAAGAUCAUGAGGUUCUACAACGAGGUGGAUGCGAUAAUGAACCGCACAAGAAACGGUUCCUCAAGGAAUGCACCUGCUGCAAAUAACAAAGACUCAGAAAGACACUCCAUGUCUGAGAACUGUGAGGACAACGAGAACAUAGAUGUCAAUCCGACCAAGAUAAACUCAGACAGUACUACAGCAUCAGAGAUGGAGGAAAAGACCUGUAGUUCGGAUUCUGUGUCCUCUGAGGGCCCCAAUGUUCCUGCAAAUAACAAACAAAAAAGAAUCCAGCCGGUCCUGGGGGAGCGCACAGAUCUUCGGCAUGAACUCAAGAGUAAGCACAAAAGUCAUCUAUUUAUGUCUGAUGAAUGUAAGACUGUGCUUCCGUGGAAACUGUAGAAAUUUGCAUUUUGAAAAAAAAAAAACAUUUUUCUGUGAGAGUUUGAGAAUCUCUGAGAGCUGCAUACCACAAAAUCACGAACAGACGUGAAGGUCUCCACUGUCUUUAUAAAUCUGGGAUGGAAAACUCCCAAUCACAGCAUGAAAUGUGAAGGCCACACAUCAAGAAAGCUUCUUAUUUCUCAGAGUUCUAACUCUUCUUUAAGAAAUGCAACUUUUUCACAUAAUUUUACGAGCAAAAUCUGUGUUCCGAAUUUUUCGCAGAUUUGAAACUUUUUUUAAAAAAGAUCAAAAUCUGGAUUCUCAUGUAUUUUGGAUGGAAUUUUGACAUUUUUCUUUUUAGAAUUCCACUUUUAUUUUCAGAAUAUUAAAAGGGGAAUCCAAAAGUGAGACCUUUUCUCUUUCAGUUAACAAGGCCAAGGACAGCAAAUUUAUUGUGACACAAGGUUUCUGAUACAUAACUAUAAAACAAUUAAUCAUUGAUGUGUCACACCAUAGUCAACUGAGAGAUGCUGCAAUUAAAUCAUUAGCACCACCAUGAGGAUGCAUGAAGUAGGGAUACAGUGAGUCAAACUAAAGGAGACAAUAAAAAGUCAAAUGGGUCUCUGAUGUUACACUGAUUUAUCCUAGCUCUAUAUGAACAUCUGUCUUGUCAGAGGGGGUCACAUAAUCUCAACAUUGUUUCAUUGAUAUUUUGCUUUGAGAAAAGUCCUUGUGUGUUGGUUUCUCACUGUUCUUUCCUUUAUCUACAGGUCCCUCAGAAAACAGUGAAGAGCCAGAGAAAAAGACUGUUUCACCAAGCAGAAGAAAGAGAAAGUCUACGGAUCAAGGUCUGAAAUGUGCCUCCAUCUGUUAUCACUUUGUGUGUCACAUGUCGUCCUCAUUGACUGAAGCGUUUGUAGAUUGUGACCCAGUCCCAUGAUGAGGCUGAUAAUGAAGUAAGGACACAGUGGUGACUGCUAACAUAAGGCACGAGUCUGGAGGGAGUUCAGUGAAAGAUGAAGAAGCUCAGAAGUACUGUAUACGCAUUAGUCGGUAAAAUGGGGAUAAUGACCACCCUGCAUUUUCUUCUGUUUCAGACUCUGCAGUUGAAAUUGCAUCGAAAAAGCUGAACUCACACUCUGGAUCUGCUGAUAACAUGGGGGUCCAAUGUAAAGAAGAGGAGGAUCACAUCCCCAUAAUAAAGAUCAAUUCAGUCCGGUCAAUGGCCUCUCCUGACCAGUCCCCUGACAGACAGGUGAUAACUGCUAUUAUCUCCCAUGAAAUAUCUUUAGACUAUGAGACCAUAGUUUAUCUCUUUGAGCUGUGAAGAUUUAUAAGGUUAUUUUUAUCUUUUUAUAUUGACAUUAGAAACAAUAUGAUUCAUUAAUUUAAUCUAGGAAAAAAAAUCUGCAUCUUGAUUUGUUCUGAGUAAAAUCGAGUAUCUGACCUGUUGAGGGUAUUUAAAUAUUUAAAUGCAAAUCUUCAACCAGAUUUGACACGUGUUGUACAUUUUCAAAAUGGCAUACUCUUGACAGUAAUCAUUUAAAUCGUAUUUUCUCAGGUAACUGUUGUGUUGCCUAAUAAUUACCAUUGUUAGAGUACAUUUUUCUCAACCAAUUUAUUACUUUGUCUAGCACUAGCGCUUACAAAAACAGUGAUUUACAGAGUUCCUUGACGAUUUGCAAAUGAAAUGAAGUAUAAGAACAGAGCCAUAAAAAUUUCACCCAAAGAACACAGAAGAAACCAAGAGCAUUUCAUUUGAAGCUAAGAAACUUCUCCUAAAACCCCAGAAUUAUCUAAAUAAACCCAAACAUCCAAGAAUAUUUCCAUAAAAAUGUCUUCUGUCCACAACCAAAGACAGACAACAAAUUGUCAUACAGGAGUUUAAAUAUCUGGUUUUCUUGCAUUAAAGAGUUAAUUUGUAGAAUGUGGGCACCAUUUUCAUGGACAAAAGUCGAACUGGUUAAUCGAUUAUUGAACUAGUAAGUGAUUCAUCUGUUGGUCGACCAAAAGGCAAUUAAUUGUUGCCGGUUUCAUGCCAUUUGUUAAAAAAUUUCCUGGCUUCUUGCUACGUUAUUGAGACAUAACUAUGAGAAACAAUGUGGCCUCGAGUCACGAGAAAUUCUUUCACACUAUACUCACCAAAACAAAGACUUUAUGUGAGUCCGGAAUGAGACACUUAAGGUGGCCUGUUUCCUUCCCAAUAAUGUGAUAAAUUCCACUUUUACAGUAAACAAUUUAUGAUUUUGUCACUAAAAUAUUGGGUUUUGGGAAUUUUUGCAACUUCAGACUUUUUUAGAGUAUACUUCUUGUGCAUUACAUCCCAAAGCUGUAAAGAAAGGCUCUUGAUUUGACCUGUCACUGAUGUAUGCCACCCAUGGAGCACACACCUGUCCUUGACUCACCUGUGCUGUAACGCCACCAGUCCCAGAGUCAACACCUGAGCCACCUCCAGCUGCGUGGGCCACUCUCCGGCCGCCACACACCCGAAAACCCCGCACUCCUCCCCAAUACCGGACUCCUCAAACUCCAUCCCGCAGCGGUCUGUCCAGGUGCUCCUACCGGUGCGUCUCGUGCCGUGGUUGCCGCGAGUUAUCAGCGCGUGCGUAACAGAAGCAGCAACCAAACACGUGCUGUCAGGGUAGAGUUAGCGGUGUAACGUGGCUCUUCAAAACCGGAUAAACUUAGUCGACAUUGUCAAAGUAGACUGGAAAAUACAAAUAGGUGUUAAAGAAACCAUCACCGAGUACAGCUUUAUGAGGAACACCAGGCCUCCAUUUCUGCUGUCACUUAAAUUAAUCCAAAAGUGUUUAAUCAAACAUGUUAUCUAGUGAAACGCACGUGGUACCCCUCGAGGAAGUUGAUGACGACUAAUCGAAUUCACUUCCGAUCAAAACCGCAGAAAUCUUUUCCUUUGUUUUUUUCUACUGUCUCCACGGGGAGAAAACGGGUUCACUUUGUGGAUAAACUACAAAAACUCCUUCGUCUAGCAGAUAUUUGGUGCUGGAGCAUCUCCCCCUCACGUGGUGAAAAUGCGCCACUGUGAUUGGCUGCCUCCUUGAGAUAAGGGCAGUGAUUGGUUCUCAGAGCACGUAGCGCAAACUCCACUUCCCUCUUGAGCUGCAUGCACGCCUCCCACUGUCUCUUCAUUCUCAAACUCUCCAAAGUUUGUCUUUCAGAGCUGCGAGUCGCUGAAUAACUCCACCAUGGAAGCCCCACAAGGUAUAAAACAAUGAAAGCUAACUCUGUCGAGUAUUUUAAACUUAAUUUACAGCGUUUUCUUGAUGCAUUUCUUGUUUGAAUGUGUGUUUUGUUGCUUUUAUAGAGUUGAAAACCGGCCAAAAGCUGAAUGAGGGAAAGACGAAGCAGAUUUUCGAGCUUGUGGACGAGCCGGGGCUGGUUCUGGUUCAGUCCAAAGACCAGAUCACCGCCGGGAAUGCAGUGAGGAAAGACCAAAUGGAGGGGAAAGCUGCCAUCGCAAACAAGACCACGAGCUGCGUGUUCAAGCUGCUGCAGGACUCUGGUUUGUACAACUUAAGUCAUUCAUUCAGGAACAAAGUGAUCUGAUAGUAAGGUGUGGAGCAGGUGAGUCAUAAUCACAUCGAGGCCACUUAACCACAUGCUGAAAAUUACUAAGUGUUUACUGUACCGCUCAGUAUGUAAAAAAAAAUGUGUAAAAAAAACACCCCCCUGUUACACAACUUUGUUUUCGUGAAAAACUGCCUUUAUUUUGAGGUUCCUGAAGGCAUCAAUGCUGUAUGGAAACCCAUUACUGCCAUUAAAGACCACUAAGUCCUGAUCAGACCUUAAACUGAAAUAAAAUAUCAAACCUAUAACAAUUCAAGUUUAUGUUGCACAGUAUAACUGAAACAACAAUGGAGGCAGCAGAGGUCAUGACCAAAAAAGUCAAAAUAAUGAAACAAAGUUGAUAUAUAUUUUACAGAAAGUCCGAUUUUGAAAUGGACAUCAAAAACUAUAGCAUUCAAAGUUGUAAAAUGAGAGAGAUGAAAUAUCACCCAGAAAAUUAAAAUGAAGUUAGACAAUACAGUGUGAGAUAGCAAGUCAAAGUUAUGAAGUAAAAACUUAAAGAAUGAGAAAGAAAAUAUAUUAUGAAACAGAAGUUUGAAAUAUGAGAGAAAAUCAUAAUGGAAUAGUGAGUUAGAAUAUGAUACAAAAAAACUCAAAAUUAUGAAGCAGAGAGUUGUGAUAUGAGAAAAUGAAAUAGAGAAUUCAAAUUUAAACGUAGUCAAAAAAUAUGAGAAAUUUCAAAAUGAUCAGACAAAAGGUAAUAAGGAAAUAUAAAGUUGAAAUACUGGACAGAAAAUCAAAAUAAUGGAAUAGAAAGGAAAGUAUAAGAGAACGUUUAAGUAAGGUGUACAAAGUCAACAUUUAGAAUAUGAACAUCAUAAAUAUGAGUUGAAAAGUAAAUCAAAAUAAUUAGAGGUACAAAAUAAUCAAUGUAAAAUUAUGAAAUGAAAAUUAUUUUUUUCUUUGGGCUCCUGUGAGGAACUUUCAAUUUAAGGCCCCUUGGGGGCAAAGCAGUUUUUGCUCAUCUUGUCCACUAAUUGCGUAAGUAGCGACUUUUGACGAAAACUUUCAGCCUGCUAACUUUUAACUAAUACAUGUUUAAUUUAUUAAGAAUAUCUUUUUUAUAUGAAAAUUCUAUUUACAUGGGUUUUUUACUGUUUAGCUGACCUCUACCCCCUCACACUGGUUAAGGCAUUAAAAGUUGAGACAUAAGGCCUUGUUUGCCUUGUAGAUUUAAUGAAAAGGCAUCAAUAUGAGUUUCAGUCUGUUUCAUAAAUAUUAAAAAAAAACUGCUUAUGGGAGCUUUAAAUUAUGUGUUUUAAUGACAUUUUUAGGACUUUAUAUGGGGAUGUUUCAAUGAAGUAGGCUAAAUUUUUAUCUUAUUUCCCUAUCCUACUAAAAACAGGCCAUCAAAGAAGUGUGACCUUAUUGAUUGAGUUUAAAGGGUCAGUGAGGUGACGGUUCGGAGAGAAAGACCACCUUUGGCCUGUUUACAUACCUGAAGCUGUUGGGAAACAGACUUCUGCCAGUUUCAGCGAUUCAGAGUGUUUGAGGUUAAGCCCCUGAUCUUAUCCCAGAAAUAUUAUCAGUGACAUUGAUUCAAACGUCAAUAAAAUAGUAGGGUUUUAGCUUACACCAAUUUUUUUUUUUCAAGGUAAAUGUUUUGAUUGUUUGGUCCAUAAAAUGACAGAACUGGUGAAAACAAAGCUGGAUGUAGUGUUUUCACAAAUUAUAUUCUGCCCAUAAUCCAACAUUAUUCUGUGUACUUAAGUGACAUAGAAAGCUGUUUUUUUACAGAUUGACAUAUUAACACUCACACAUAAAGCAAACAGAAGAAAAAGAGGAAAGCCAACAAGUCAUUUAAAAGAGGCAAGGAGAAGGUGGGAGCAGGUUUGAACAAGGAGCAUGAACAGCAUGAACAACACCACUUAUUUUGUUAUCCAAGAAAAAUAACUAAUUUCUUCUUCUUAAGGAAGCAAUAGUAAGGUUAAGUAACAUGUUAACAAUCACUGUGUAUGGAAAAAAAGUAAUAACUCUUAAAUGAUCAGUGUUUUGUAAAUAUUUCUACAGUAUUUGUAAGUGCACGUGAUCCCUGGAGUAAGUGAUGAACUCUUUGAACUGGUCCUGUAUACUGAACAGACAGGCAGCUGUGCACCAAUGUCCUGAAAUUACCCUCCGACCGGCUUUAAUUUUCUAGUAAUUGGGUAACUGUUCCCCACAUGCCGCUCAUUGUGUAAGGAUACUAAGUGUGUUAAGGCAGAGCAGGGGUGAUGUCUGUCUUGUGACUGCUGUUUUUAAUUUAGAGCGUGAUCAGCCACGUCCCUUCUUACUUGAAGGUUAAUUCUGUCUCUUUUUACCAUGGGAUUUUUCUUAAUAAUUUUGACAUGGAUCUUAAAUAAUCAAUUUUAAUCCUGCUAUUAAAAUGCCACUGUAUUUUCCUAACAUUUUAAGUACAUAAACGGACAAUAAAAAGCAACUCUUAUCAGUGUCUUCAUUUGGUUGCCAGUUGCAGCCAAUAUAAUGUGUGAGAACCCUCGUGUCAAGAGUUUGACAGAGCACAAUAAUCCAGAGUCAGUCUUGAAUGAAAUGAACAAUAAACGGUUUAAACUUGACACAUUUCAGAGACUGUGUCGUUCUCAGGAGUGGGUGUCCUGGUUAUGGUGUCUAAUCUGAUGUCUACUCUCUCUCCCAGGCAUUAAGACCGCGUUUGUGAAGCAGCAUUCAGACACAGCGUUCAUCGCAGCUCACUGUGAGAUGAUUCCCAUCGAGUGGGUCUGCCGCAGAGUUGCUACUGGAUCCUUCCUCAAGAGGAAUCCUGGAGUCAAAGAGGGUUACCGUUUCUCCCCACUGAAGAUGGAGAUGUUCUUUAAAGUGAGUCUGAGACCCAACCUCCUCCAGUGUGCUUUUUUUUUGUCUUCCAGAUUUGCAAGUCAUCAUGCAAACAAGCUGCAUCUAAACAAAACAUUUUUGUUAGUUCAUAAAUGAUAUUACCAAACACUAAAUGUGCAAUUAAUAUGGUCAAAACAAUCUGCAAAUAGAAAAGUUGCUGCAAAUUUGUUCGAAAUUCGAUUGCAGCCCUUUCCCCCACAUCAGCCAGGACUGAUACUUGACUUAGGAUGCCCACACACUCUAAAUUCAUUUUUACAAUGUUUCUGCUGUAGGAUGAUGCCAACAAUGACCCCCAGUGGUCAGAGGAGCAGCUGCUGGAGGCCAAGUUCACUCUGGCUGGACUUACCAUCGGUCAGUGUGAGGUGGACAUCAUGAACCGCAGUACGGUCGCCAUCUUUGAGAUCCUGGAGAAGGCCUGGGCCACUCAGAACUGCACACUUGUGGAUAUGAAGGUACGAGCAGCAGUGCUGCCCUCUGCUGGUCAGUCUGGAGUGUGGCUACUUUUAUGUUUCUGCAAAACUAGCAGGUUAUUGUCCUCCUGUGUAGAUUGAGUUUGGCGUGAAUGUGAAGACCCAGGAGAUCGUCCUUGCUGAUGUGAUCGAUAAUGAUUCCUGGAGGCUGUGGCCGGCUGGAGACAGGAGCCAGCAGAAAGAUAAGCAGGUCAGGACCUCUCUCUAUGUGUCUUUUAAUAUGGGGAAGGUUUGAAAAGUACUUUUAAAGUUGAAGUAACCUCACUUGUUUUGCAGGUGUACCGUGACUUGAAAGAAGUCACCCCUGAGGCGAUGCAGAUGGUGAAGAGGAACUUUGAGUGGGUCUCUGAAAGGGUCAAGGUAUGUUUUAUUUUUGAAUUUAUAAGUGCUGAUAUCAGGUCAGCUUGCUUUUUUAACGUGUAUUAAGCAGGGCUGAGCUAUUCAUUGUUUGUAUGGAUGUACUGUAUGUGAUUAUUUUUUAACACCUCAGGAAAGGGUAGAAAUUCUCUGUGUGUGUCUCUGCUUAAGAUUUUCUAAAUCUUUUGCGCCUUUUUCAACACUCUUUGGGGGGGCAGGAAAUAAAACCCAAAGUUUGUUUAAAAUUCGGACUUUUCUUUUGUUUGUUUUUCCGCACAUUAUUGUCUGUGCACUCUUGGAGGUGUGAAAAACGAUCACCUAUAAUUAAGCGGUGCAGCUCUGGUGGGUGUGUGGGUUGCUGGAUUUAGAAGUCGUGCUGUAAACUGUUUACUGUGAAAAUCUGGAGAAAAUAAACCUGGAGCUCAGGGCCUGACUGGAGUUUAUAAAUUCUGUGUUUUGUCUGCAGCUGCUGCUGGAGCCCCAGGCCAGCGGCAGGGUGGUGGUCCUGAUGGGCUCCACCUCAGACAUGGCUCACUGUGAGAAGAUCAGGAAGGCCUGCACAUCCUAUGGGAUCCCCUGCAUCCUCAGAGUCACCUCAGCUCACAAAGGACCGGAUGAGACUCUCCGCAUCAAAGCUCAAUAUGAAGGUGUGUUUUCCACCUUUUUUUUCUUUUAAGUGCAGGAGUUCUCCAUCUCUCUCCCUCUCUGCAAAACACCUGUUGAUCAAUUCUCCAUCAACUAUCAGGGAGCAAUCUUGCCUUAUGUCUAAUGAAUCUCUGAUGAGAAUUUUAGAUUUAAUUCCUCUGUGUUAUUACCAGAGAACUGAAGAGCUUCGAAAUUCCCCUGACAAAAAAUAAUCGCACAUCAGUAUAGCUCUCUUUCAAACUGAAUUUCUGCACCUUUUUACAUUUAAAACUGAUUUUGGUUCAUCUUGGUGGUGCUGUAUAUCUUCCCAUACAUGUGUGGGUUUUCAUGUAAGUUAUUUCCACCUCAUACAACAUGUGCCUAUUGCCUAUUGAAAACUGUAUUAUCUUACCCUCAGGUGAUGGUGUGCCCACUGUGUUCGUGGCUGUAGCUGGCAGGAGUAACGGCCUCGGCCCGGUGAUGUCUGGAAACACUGCGUAUCCUGUCAUCAACUGCCCUCCUCUCACCCCAGACUGGGGAGCACAAGAUGUCUGGUCCUCCCUCCGCAUGCCAAGUGGUAAUUUAUUAGUAUUAGUAUUAUUGUCAAUAAUCUUGCUAGGCACAGUUAAAUUGGAUAAGACAGAGACAUAGGGGGAUAAAUAUCAAUGCACAUUACAUUGACAACACCCCUUUUCGUCUCCUGCAGGUCUUGGCUGCUCCACGAUCCUCUCUGCAGAGGCAGCAGCUCAGUUUGCAGCACAGAUCUUUGGGCUGACUGAUCACCUGGUGUGGUGCAAACUCCGGGCCUCCAUGCUGAACACCUGGGUGUCCCUGAAGCUGGCUGACAAGAAGCUGCAGGCCUGCACCAUCUAAAGUGCUCCCCUUCAGCUCUUAGAGCUCCAUCAGUCUCUGUUUACCGUAGAACCCCAUUAACAUGUACUUUUUCACUUUAAUCAUUCCACUGAGGAAAAAAAAUAAAAAACUUCCUAAUUAAA
Messenger RNA from Xyrichtys novacula (pearly razorfish), 13223 nucleotides. Lineage: Eukaryota; Metazoa; Chordata; Actinopteri; Labriformes; Labridae. The record is from the annotation of a GenBank genome assembly.